Hippocampus zosterae (dwarf seahorse) is the source of this 1198-nucleotide messenger RNA. It is a transcript of the gene tex261, whose product is annotated as testis expressed 261. Gene Ontology annotation, molecular function: COPII receptor activity. The record is from RefSeq and is a predicted model, not a curated record. Gene Ontology annotation, biological process: endoplasmic reticulum to Golgi vesicle-mediated transport. The transcript has 6 exons. Gene Ontology annotation, cellular component: COPII-coated ER to Golgi transport vesicle; Golgi membrane; endoplasmic reticulum membrane. The coding region runs from base 144 to 734 and encodes 196 amino acids. NCBI's taxonomy places the organism in Eukaryota, Metazoa, Chordata, Actinopteri, Syngnathiformes, Syngnathidae.
GAAAAGGCUCCGCGAGAGAGAGAGACUCGGACCGGAACUGCGGUGCCUGUUGGCAUUGCCAAGUUAGCAGCUAGCAGGCUUUUCGUAUCCUUCCUCUUUGAUGUAUUUAUUUUCACUUAACGCGCCCUUUCUCAUGCGGAGCGAUGUGGUUUAUUUAUUUGCUGAGCUGGCUGUCGCUGUUGCUCCAAGUGUCCUUCGUCACUCUCGCCAUCGCUGCCGGCCUAUACUACUUGGCGGAACUGAUAGAAGAGUACACGGUGGCCACCAGUCGAAUCAUAAAGUACAUGAUCCUGUUCUCGACGGGGGCGCUGGCCGGUCUGUACGUCUUUGAAGGCUUCCCCACCUUGAUGAUGGCGGUGGGCCUCUUCAGCAACUUGGUCUACUUUGGCCUCCUGCGGACGUUCCCGUACAUCCUUCUGAGCUCGCCCAACUUCAUCCUGUCCUGCGUGUUGGUGGUGGUCAACCACUACCUGGCCUUCCAGUUCUUUGCGCAGGAGUAUUAUCCGUUCUCAGAGGUGCUGGCGUAUUUCACCAUCUGCCUGUGGGUGAUCCCCUUCGCCUUUUUCGUGUCGCUGUCGGCGGGCGAAAAUGUGCUGCCGUCCACCGUGCAGCAAGGAGAUGACGUGGUGUCCAAUUACUUCACCAAGGGCAAGCGGGGGAAGCGCUCGGGCAUCCUCCUGGUCUUCUCCUUCCUCAAGGAGGCUGUGCUGCCCACCAGGCAGAAAAUGUACUGAGGCACCAGACUCUGGGGGGGUUUGAGGGGGGGUCGCAAGGGUAGGCACGACUGUGGGAAUUCUAAUGUAACUGUGGUUUGAGGGGAAAGAGGAGGGAGCGGCGACGUGUGCGACACCUCCCGCCGCGCCAGUUUAUGAUCCAGACAUGGUCGGCGGCCCCCCCCCCCCACGCACGCACGACCCGCCGCAUCGGAGCGUCUCCUUCAAGUGGGAUUUUUGCCAGACGCCACUCAAACGUUGGCGGAUGAAUAUUUGUCAAACGCCAGGGAGUCGUCGGGCGGAUUCGGCACGUAUUCAAAAUGGCCGCCAUUCCAAAGGCAGCGGCCACCCGGACGGUCCGCGGAAGCGCCCGCCCUCCCCUCGGCCGGACCGUCUUCGACCGCCGCGUUUCCCCCCCCCCCUGAUUUGAGCAUCGCAAGGAUGUCGAGGGGAAAGUGGUGAGAGAAGCUGCUCGCAAAUGGCAA